This is a messenger RNA of Saprolegnia parasitica CBS 223.65, 612 nucleotides long. RefSeq lists its product as hypothetical. The transcript has a single exon. The record is from RefSeq and is a predicted model, not a curated record. NCBI's taxonomy places the organism in Eukaryota, Oomycota, Saprolegniomycetes, Saprolegniales, Saprolegniaceae. The coding region runs from base 1 to 612 and encodes 203 amino acids.
AUGCAGUUCCUCUCGACGCUUGCUUUGGCGCUUGCCGCGACCUCGACCGCCCAGACGCUCUUUGAUUCGGGUCUCCCGGAAGACCGCGCCGUCACGUAUGGUGCUGUCAUCACCCAGAAGAUGCCGUGGGCCGUCCAGUUCCGCGCUGGCAGUCACUGCGGCGAGGGCCAGUCGAUCGAGUCGGUCGAGUUCAUGGUCAACACGCUCAAGGCGACGGCCAAGGACUCGUGGAUUGAAGCCGACAUUUGCUUCUCGGAGCCCGGCACGGGCUUGGUCGAGGGUGUCCCUGGGUGCGCCAACGACUCGACGCCGAUGCGCUUCAACAUUGAGAAGCAGGAGAAGCGCACGCUCCUCAAGUGGUCGCCGCCUGCCAACAAGACGCUCUUGCCCAACGCCAAGUACUGGCUCGUCCUCACCACCAACGUCGAAGACUCGGAGAAGGCCGUGUACUGGUACCAUGGCUCGACGCGCUUCGGUCGCAGCAACGACCCCAAGGACGACGCCCUCGCGGCCACCAAGAUGCUCGUGCCGUGGGGUGGCAUGGACUGGGUCGCCGAAGAGCCGCUCGACCACCGCCGUGUGCCGCACGCCAAGAUUGUCGCGCGCGCCUAA